GCAGACUCCAAGUUCCAUUGCAACACGUUGGGGGAGGCGGCAGCUGCGGUGUGAUUUUCCGAGGUGAUGCCGUAGCCGUAGCUCCCCGUCCCAUCAUCGAACUGACCUGCGCCGAAUCUCGGUAAACCUGCGUCGACCAAGUUCCCAAGCAUCCCACGAUCACUACCGUCCAAACCCACAAGCCAGCGUCGACGAUGGCUUCCGACGACUCCCUCCACCCGCUUGCCGAGUCCGGCGUGACAAUCCGGUCCGACAGUGAGCAGUACUCCCAAGGCGAGGAUCUCACCGAAUCACCUCCCUCGUCGAACUCGCCCAUCAUCCUCUACAAGCCCCCCACGUUCUGGGGCUUGGUCCGCGGCGCCGCUAUCAACCUAUUUUUGCCCUUCAUCAAUGGCAUGAUGCUGGGUUUCGGAGAGUUGUUCGCACACGAGGCUGCCUUUAGGCUAGGAUGGGGCGGCACCAAGGUCUUUCCCCUGUCCCGGAGGACGGCGCACGCUAUUGGCCCCGGCCUUGAGAUUCGUGACAAGCACCGGAGGCCUUCUACCGGUCUCGAUGACUUGACGAGCUUGGAGUGACUAGGCGGAUGGGCAUAAAAGCCCGAGUGCACCCACGAAGACAGGUCGCCCCCGACCAUGUGAAGUACAAUCAUGUGAGGUCGCAACCCACCCUAAGAGAGAAGACAAGGAACGAUGGUAUCCCUCAGCGACGGAAAGCUGCUGCGAGGUGUCGGGAUUGUUACAAAUACUGCCCAGGCCAGACAUACUACCUAGGCAAGGCUAUAUGCAUCGGCGUACGGGAAGAGUAAAGGCAUUCACAGAGUACGGCCCUUGGACAGAUGGCGUGGAUCAGGUUACAGUGACGAGUUCAAGACUCGAGGGUCAUACAUAUGCAGAGGAUCAAAAGAAACCAAAAUACAGCAUUUUCCCUCAUUCGUUAACGGUUCACCCUAAACUUUGUUCGAUGAAUUUAAUCAUCUUUACCUAGUUCCAAUUAAGCUCCUCCGUGUAAA
Colletotrichum godetiae is the source of this 1009-nucleotide messenger RNA. Its product is annotated as mitochondrial import protein 1. Bases 195 to 575 code for a protein of 126 amino acids. The transcript has 2 exons. Gene Ontology annotation, cellular component: mitochondrial outer membrane. Gene Ontology annotation, biological process: mitochondrial outer membrane translocase complex assembly; protein insertion into mitochondrial outer membrane. The record is from RefSeq and is a predicted model, not a curated record. NCBI's taxonomy places the organism in Eukaryota, Fungi, Ascomycota, Sordariomycetes, Glomerellales, Glomerellaceae.